GGUGUGUCGGUGAAGAGACACCCAGCAUUUUCUCAUCGCUGAAACGCCCGCCAUGGCCCGUGUAGAGACGCCCAGCCGCCCAUUGCCCUCAGAGUCCCAAAGAAUCCCAUGCAGUUCACCUUCAGAGGGUUGGCAGCUGUUGGAUGCUCCAGCGGCCGCGCAAAAGACGGUGGCCACAGUGAGUAUGAUUGACUGUUUGUGGGAGAAGCUCACGAAGGUUAGCGAUGAGGUGGAGUCCCUCUUGUUAUGGCGAGACCGGGAUUCCCGCGAGGAACGAGACCCCGCAGUGGCGGAAAGUCAUCCGCAACUGGAAGAACUGGCCAAGGUUUGUGGCGCCUUACAGGCCGACCUCCAGGCGCAUGGCGAGCGAACGCAGGCCACGGAGCAGCAGCUUCGAGGGGACCACUCUGAACUUCGCUCUGAGAUGCUGAGAGCUUUAAACCAGGAGCUGGAGGGCCUGAAGGCCUUUGUGGAGGAGGGGCAGCAUCAUGUCACACUUCGCAAGGAGAUUGACCAGCUCAAAUAUGCAUUCGAGGUGGGCAAGGAGCAGUCCGCCAUGCAACAACAGGAAGCUCAAGAACAGCGCUCCGCACUGCGAAAGGACGUGGAGUACCUCAAGCACGCACUCGAGGGUCAAGAGCAACGCUUGGAUCAGCGCUUGAAGACGUCCAUGGAAGCCUGUGAGCUAAGCCAAUCCACCGCCCUGGAGAGAAGCCGCUUAACCCUUCGGCAGCAGAUGCAGGAGGAUUUGGAUCGUCAGGAGCAACAGCUGGGGCAGAUGAAGCAGCGCCUGGUUGAGACCCGUGAUGAAGCCUUUGAUGGGCUCCACCGUUUGCAGAAGCACAUGGACCUCUUGGAAGGAGAGCAGGGCCGAUUCUCCAGAUCUUCAGAGGAACUGCGACAAAAACUGGAGACCGCUCAGGAAGACACCAGGAAGUGCUUCGAAGCCCGUGACGGUCGCCUUCAAGCUGCGGAUGCAGGCAUCAAGCAGAUUGUUGAUCAGCAGUCGUUACUGGAGAAGCAGCUGCAAGCACAGCAGCAAGAGUGGGCUCUCCGAUGCGAAUCGAUGUCACAAGAGAUUGGGGAGAAGUUUGAUCGAGCACUGCAGCUCUUGCAGGAGAAGGGGCAAGAGUUGAGUCAACAAAGCAAGCAGCUAGUAUGCAACCUCCGUGAAGAAUUGGGAGGACAGCUGCAGGAUUUGGGUGACCGUGAGGUGGCACAACGGCAAAGCCUUGAAGAGCGGUCAAACCAGCUCUUGGACCUGGGCUUGCAAAAGUUGGCCAAGGAGGUGGCCGAGCGAAUCGACCGACAGCAGGAGCAGCAGCGCUUGGCGUCGCUGUCCGCAGAGAAUCGCUUGUCCGGGCAUUUGGAGAGCUGUUACCAACGUUUGGGCGCCCAAGAGUCGUGGCGCAGCACCUUCCAGGAGCGGGAAGCUGGUCGAGAGUCCUAUGUGAAGAGAGUGGCAGAGCAGCUUCAGAGAUUGGAAGCAACUUGCAAAGAGAUUCCUGUGCUGCAGUCACGGAUCGAAGAAGUCCGCCAAUCCGUCAAGGAAGACAUGGCAGCGAGUGCCAUGAAUGCCUUCCAAGGAGAGAUGCGCCUUUGGGCUAAGAUGGCUCAAUUGGGAGUGGCGCCGCCCAGCUGAGGGCCGACGAUAGGACCGGGCUGAGGGCCGACACAACUUCCGAAUCCGUGUGCCAGGCUCAAGGACCGAUUCGGAUAGACAAGAAGUUUCUAGCAAGUAUUUGCCAAUAAGGGUUUUCCAAGCUUUCCAUGUUGAGGGGACUCGUGACUCGAGGCUUUCGUUCUUUUGGCCACCAAUUGCUCUUCCGAAUUUGGAGGACCAGUUCAGACGGGCUCAGCUAGUCGUUGUGCUAUUUCGUUGCAAGUGCAUCCUGGAACAUCCUGGACAAUAGCUUGAAUUUGUUCUUUUGAGAUCCAGGGCGCUUAAUUCGGUCUGGGAUGAAGGAGAUGUUGCCUAAUUCGACAUCUCCUUGCAUGCAAUUAGAUGUACAGAGUCGUCAGCUAGGCUUCAUGCUUGGCAGGGUGAGGGCACCUUCACCGAAGGAGAUCCAGAGACAGCAGACUGCCCAUGUGGCAGCACCAUCUUGGCACAACACUGUGAAAAUAAGUUUAACCAGCCAAUUCAGACCCCCCAUGAGUUGGCCUGGUUCCACUGGUGUGGUGGAAGAGGGAAAGGUCAAGAGAUCAGACUGUACUUGCAUGACCCAUUGUUGUCAGACCUCAAUUGAAUUUGGCAUAACUUGGCUUUGUGUGUGG
This is a messenger RNA of Durusdinium trenchii, 2277 nucleotides long. The record is from the annotation of a GenBank genome assembly. NCBI's taxonomy places the organism in Eukaryota, Dinophyceae, Suessiales, Symbiodiniaceae.